Molecule: messenger RNA, 1578 nt
Organism: Cyphellophora europaea CBS 101466
Lineage: Eukaryota; Fungi; Ascomycota; Eurotiomycetes; Chaetothyriales; Cyphellophoraceae
Exons: 1
Coding region: 1-1578 (525 amino acids)
Source: RefSeq, a predicted model, not a curated record
AUGGCUGCGGAGCUCCAGCUGGCCAAUGCGACCUCUCACACGUCCACUUCUUCCUCGCCGAAUCUCCUGCCAACGCCUAUAUCCUCAUGCUUCUCAGAAAGUCGAUCAGUGUCCGGUAUCUCCUCGAUAUCUAGUCAGUCCAACGCGUCGGACCCCCGAAGAUCCGUGUCGGGGUCGACAUCGAGACGACGUGGCUAUGUCCGCCCUCAAGGAGCCAAUUUCGCCCAUUCGGCACAGCAAAGAGAAAGUGUCAUGAGCCUCGGCAGCAUUGCACAUCUUCAAUACUAUUUUGCUCGUACAGGCUUGCUCGAUGGCAAAGGUGGUCAGAUGGCGAAGAAGAAGAAGAAUGGCGAGUACGACAUACCCAAGAUCUCUGACAGACCCGAGUCCGAGUCCCCCCUCGAUGAGGAAGUCCAGAUGAUGUGGGAAGCAAUGCAAGAAGAUGGUGAAGACAUCAUGCUACCACCAACUGUGUCCACCUACAGUCACCGACAGCAAAUCAUCACCCCUUUACCAGAUCAAAAAUCUUUGAAGCGAGAGUUGGUCGAGGCCCUUGAGAACUCGCUUCAAGCGAUAGAGGCAUGUGAGAGGACGGCGGAGUCGGAUGAAGCCCCAACACAAGGCUUUCACGAAGUUCAAGGUCUCCAUGUCCUCGAUACCACUACUCUAGCCAUCAAGGCAGCCCGAGAUUACUAUACACAGCAUCCAAAUCCUGAGCGACUUAGUGCCGUGCGGCCUGUGCAGCAGCUGCGAAAAGAGCUUUACUCGGUACUCGAAGUGCUGAAGAAGUGUGCGGCAAGAAAUUUCGUGGGAGGCUUCAAGGAAGAUGAGCGGCUGGCAGUAUUGAUUUGGGUCAGCGAUGUUGGCAUGAUGAUCGACCAAGAGGCCAAGCUUGAAGAGAAGGAGAAGAAAGAGCGGAAAGACUGGGGCUGGAUGGAAGAUGCAAAAUGGGCUGGGAACGAAACUGGUCGCGACCUGAAUUUCCUGCACUUCCUCUUCAAGAAAGCAAAGGUCGACCUACCGUCCGAUGCGGUCCCUCCCGGGCCCGAGUUCUUCAGAAGCCUAGCUGAUGGACGUGACCUAAAUCGUAUGCACAAUGUUGCGGUGAAGGAGUCGAAACGGCAGUUCAAUCUUAUCGACUCCUGGCAUGAGGACACUGCGAAGCCUUACCGUCGAGCCGACAAUCUGCGAUUCUGGGUCAAAGCAGCAGAGUUGAGAUGGGAGGUCAAGCUCAAGUUCGAUGUCAUGGGCGUAGCCAAUCAGAAAGAAGACGACGCUGUGUGGGAUUCCUUCGAAGCUGCUAUUCGCUCCUGGGCCCAACAUGUUCGCGCUGAGCUCACCAAAGAUUGGAACGGUGAAGAGGAACGGAGGUUACAUGCCAGAGCUAAGAGCCUGGCUUUAGCCUCCCCCAUGGGCAGCCCCGCAAAAAGGCACGCGGCGAAGAUGGGCAGAGAUCUGAUGGCAACAGGCAGUCCUGGGCCCAGCCCAUCCUCGAGCACCGCGAGCUUGAAUGCGGCCGUCAAUCCGGAAAGCGAGGAGAUCCCGCCUGUACCUCCCAUUCCAACCGACAAGGUUUAA